Molecule: messenger RNA, 873 nt
Organism: Peniophora sp. CBMAI 1063
Lineage: Eukaryota; Fungi; Basidiomycota; Agaricomycetes; Russulales; Peniophoraceae
Source: the annotation of a GenBank genome assembly
AUGCCGGCCAAAUCACCCGCUCAAUCGCUGCUAGAGAAGGCAGAUAAGAAGGCCAACACAUCUACUGGCUGGUUCUCCUCGUCAUCUACUAAAUUCGAGGAGGCCGGCGAUCUGUACCAGCAGGCUGCUAAUGCGUUCAAGCUUGACAAGCUCUUCCGUGAGGCUGGAGAUGCUCACGCACGCGAGGCCGAGUGCAGGGAGAAGUGCAAGGAGAUGAACGAUGCUGCCAACGCUUGGUGGAAUGCUGCCAAAGCAUACAAGCGUGGUUUCCCCGACUUGGCUAUCCAGGCCUUGACCCAGACUAUCACAAUGCUUACGCAGGCGGGUCGCUUCCGCCAGGCGGCCGACCGCGAGAAGGAGAUUGCACAGAUCUAUCUGCAGGAGAUGCAUGACCUCCGACGAGCAUGCGAGGCCUUCGAGCGGGCCGGUGACUGGUAUGCCCAAGAGGAUGCAGCAGCUACCGCAAACGCAUGCUUCAAGGAUGCCGCCGACCUUCAUGCGGAGCUUGAGGAGUAUCCCAACGCCAUUGCCCGUUACGAACAGGUUGCGGAUCAUUCGCUCGGAUCGGCCUUGACCAAGUACAGUGUCAAGGAAUACUGGUUGCGGUCUGUUCUUUGCGGUCUUGCGAUGCGGGAUGUCAUUACUGUGCGAAGGAACUUGUCGCGCUACGCUACUCUUGAUACAACGUUCCCAUCGACCCGCGAAGCCAAGUUCUGCAACGCCCUUCUGGACGCUGUGGAGCAGCAUGAUGUUGAGCAGUACACUGCUGCUGUGUUCGACUUCGACCAAGUAUCGAAGCUUGAUAACUGGAAGACGGCCAUCCUUCUCAAGAUCAAGCGUGCCCUGGAGGCGGAGGACGAGGAUUUCACAUAA